This is a messenger RNA of Sphenostylis stenocarpa, 402 nucleotides long. NCBI's taxonomy places the organism in Eukaryota, Viridiplantae, Streptophyta, Magnoliopsida, Fabales, Fabaceae. The record is from the annotation of a GenBank genome assembly.
AUGGUGAAGAAACCUGAAACACGAGAAACGAACAAGAGAUGGCAUAGGAAAGUGAAUGCCCAUGCGCCAAAAUACAUAGAGAAAAGCGAACAAGAAGAGAAAUGCACCAAGCGCAGCCCUCUCAGUCCUGACGCCGUUGUUUCUGAGCAUCAACCACAGAGAAAGAAAUCCCAAAUCGAUGAGAUUGGAAUUGAAUUGAUAUCAGAAAGGUUGAAAUUGAGGUUAGGGUUACGUCACUCACUCUUUGGAGAGAAUGGGAAUGAUUUCGAAGAGUACGAGCUGGAGAAGAUUGCAGGAGAAUGCAAAAACGACGCUGAAGAUGAUUUGGACGAGGACGCGUUUCUCUUCGUACUCUUUGUAGAGGCGAUGGUUCAAGAACCACAAACCCGCCCAACCCAGUAA